CUCUCAUCCAUUGACACUACAUGGAUCCACAGUAUUUGGGUUUCCAGCCAACUGACUGCUGCCGUGUACUGGAGGGGGUUCGGUUGAACCAGUUUACUUUUCAAAUACUGGCGACUCUCUGCACAGAGAACAGCCAUGUCUCCUUCAGUACCCCUGCAGGAGAUGAUCCGGGCCAUCAGGUCAGCCAGGACGCAGUGUGAGGAGCGAGGUGUCAUCCAGAGGGAGUGUGCGGCCAUCCGUGCACAGUUCAGACAGGCAGACAAUGGGGGGCGAUCGCACAACCUGGCCAAGCUGCUCUAUGUGCACAUGCUGGGCUACCCAGCUCACUUCGGUCAGAUGGAGUGUGUGCGGAUGAUAGCCAGCCCUCGAUACAGCGAGAAGCGUGUGGGGUAUCUCGGAGCCAUGAUGCUGCUGGAUGAGAAGCAGGAUGCUAGUUUGCUCAUCACCAACUCCAUCAAGAAUGACCUCUCUCACAGUAACCAGUACGUUCAGUCUCUGGCUCUGUGCACGCUGGCCUGUAUGGGUUCAGCCGAGAUGUGCAGGGAUCUGGCACCAGAGAUCGACAGACUGCUACGAGCCUCCAACUCCUACAUAAAGAAGAAGGCUGCUCUGUGUGCUGUUCACAUUGUGAGGAAAGUCCAUGAACUCGGGGAGCUUUUUGCGCCUGCCGCUCGCUCCCUCCUCUCUGAGAAGAACCACGGUGUGCUGCAUGGCGCUGUGGUGCUUAUCAUUGAGCUGUGUGAGCGGAACCCAGAAACACUGGAGCGCUUCAGAAAGACGGUGCCAGAUCUGGUUCAGAUCAUGAAGGGUCUGGUGCUUUCGGGUUAUUCUCCAGAGCAUGACGUGGCAGGAAUCAGUGAUCCCUUUCUACAGGUCCGCAUCUUGAGGCUGCUGAGAAUCCUCGGUCACAACAACGAAGGAGCCAGUGACGCCAUGAACGACCUACUAGCUCAGGUGGCCACCAACACCGACAGCACUAAGACUGUGGGUAACGCUGUCCUGUACGAGACUGUUCUCACCGUGCUAGACAUCAAGUCAGAGAGCGGCCUCAGGGUUCUGGCGGUGAACAUCCUGGGAAGAUUUCUCCUGAACAACGACAGAAACAUUCGGUACAUUGCCAUGACAUCUCUUCAAAAGAUUGUUGGGACGGACCACAAUGCAGUGCAGCGCCACCGGGGAACCAUCGUGGACUGCUUAAAGGACCAGGAUGCUUCAGUCAAGCGCCGCGCAUUGGAGCUCUCCCUGGCGCUGGUGUCGGCGACAAACAUCCGCUCCAUGAUGAAGGAGCUUCUCAUCUUCCUCUCCUCCUGCCCCGUCGAGCUCAAGUCUCAUGCUGCCAGUGGCAUAUUCAACGCUGCAGAGAGGUAUGCCCCCUCCCAGCGCUGGCACAUUGACACCAUCCUGCAUGUCCUCACCACGGCAGGGGGGGACGUGAGAGAUGAAACUGUGCCCAACUUAAUCCAGCUCAUCACCAACGCAUCGGAGCUGCACUGUUACACCGUGCACAAGCUCUACCGGGCUCUGCUCAUCGACAUCUCCACGCAAUCCCUGGUGCAGGUGUCGUGCUGGUGUAUAGGAGAGUACGGAGACCUGCUGCUGAGAGGAGAGUGUCAGGAGACUGAGCCUGUGCAGGUCACGGAGGAUGACGUCUUGGACGCCUUGGAAACAGUUCUGCAGUCCCACAUGUCGUCCCCGGCAACCAGAGGAUUUGCUCUCACCGCCACCAUGAAACUGAGCACGCGCAUCACCGAUAACGUCGAUCGCAUCAGGAGCGUCGUCAGCAUCUACGGCAGCUGUAUAGACGUGGAGCUCCAGCAGAGGGCGGUUGAAUACAACGCUCUGUUCAAAAAAUACGACCACAUGAGGGCAGCCGUGCUUGAGAGGAUGCCUGUGAUUGAGAAGAACUCACCGGGUCAUACCAACGGAGAGUCAACGGGGGAGGCGCUCAAGGAGACCCAGGGGUCCAGAAUGAAGCCAACGGAGCCCAAGCAGCUCCCACAACCUGCUAACCAGGUGUGUGACCUGUUGGGCCUGCUUGGGGGCUCUGAGGAGACCCUGCAGCCCGGCCCCUUUGCGGCCCCGGGCCUGCUCACCAACACCGCCAGCACUGCAGGGGGAGACCUGCUGGAUCUGCUGGGGGACUUAGAGCCUGAACCCCUCACACCAGCUCCCAUCGUGCCGGUGUACGAUAAAGACGGUGUGGCGCUGACCCUGAGUUGUGAGAAGCAGUCAGACGUCGCCCUGACGGUCACGCUAACAGCCUCCAACUCCACGGACGCAGACAUCAGCAGCUUCACCCUGCAGGCUGCCGUGCCUAAGAGUGUCCAGUUACACAUGAAGGCUCCCAGCGGGGACUCUCUUCCUGCACGAGGCGCAGCUAAGGUGACCCAGAUGGUCGUCCUGAACAACCCAAACAAGGUGAACCUGAAGAUGAAGGUCCGCAUAUCCUACAGCAGCCGAGGGUCGACCUUUCAGGACACGGUGCAGAUCGACAGCUUCCCCGGACUCUGACAGCAGCCAGUCACUGAACAGGACGACGACAAAACUCAGCAGGAACCUCACAGAUGGCGCACUACCGCCUAAAGCUGCUGUUUCUAAGAAUGCCUGAUUUUCUUAAGUGUUUUUACAGCUGAUGAAUCCCACAUGAGCCUGAACUCACCAUAUCUCCUAGAAUCCACGUGCAAAUGUGUCCGAUUGGCAUUAUUUAAUAUGGCACAAGCUUUAGAAUUUGCCCGUGUAAUACUAAAAUAGGAGUAGAUUUUUCUGGGAUAUUUGCAAACAAAUCUGUCCGGAAAAAAGUCUCACGUUUUUUAAAACUGUUUCACUCCAUAAAUAUGUCCCUUCAUGCGGUUCCUGUCAGUUUGCAACACUAGAUCUAUUGUCCUCACGUUUGAAGUGAUUUUUCCUAUGAAGUAUUUGCCUUUUACCAUUUUAACUUUGCUGUACUAAUGACGCAUCACCAUGAAACGCUCUGAUCCAGGACACUUGAUUUAACGGUUAAACGCAGGGACAUAAAUUACAGAUGGAAGGGUUUAGGAUCGUAAAACAACCUUAGGUGUUGCAGAUUUAUCAUGCCUCAUUCAGCUCGGAAAAUCCACCUCAUUAAUCCCCCUGUGCCUUUCAUCCCCUCAACAAGGUUUCCUUAUCUCAUGUACAAAAAUAAUGCAAUUAUAUUUGGUUUUUGGUGGCAAAGAAAUGGUUUAAAUGUGAGUGAUGUAGUCAUUUAACAUGUGUCUAUCAUUCCAACCCGAGCAUGCUUUUCCUGACCAGUAUCUCCUCGUCUAUUGUUUACAGAGGUUAUUUUAUUUUUCUGAAGACUGUGUACAGUGACAGAAGAAUGGGCAUGAUACCGUCUACGAGAUGUAUAUUUUAGAUUUUCAUUAUAUUAGCACAAUAAGAAGAGUUUUUGGAAAAUCUUGAAUCACCUCAGUAAUUUGAUGACUCAUCUCAUAAUCAUGGAUCUCUAAUUAAAAAAACACUCUGGAUACUGGACGUCAACAAAGGUGCUCUAAAUGGAUUUCAGUGUACCUGACAGAUCACUACCUUAACAUACAAAUGUAAAAGAAAGACCAGGAUGAGUAUUCUUGUUUUCGCCGGUGGUUAAAAUCUGUUUCUUGGCAUUUUCUAAUAAAAAUCUGUUUUCAGUACCGUC
Molecule: messenger RNA, 3652 nt
Organism: Eleginops maclovinus (Patagonian blennie)
Lineage: Eukaryota; Metazoa; Chordata; Actinopteri; Perciformes; Eleginopidae
Gene: ap1g2
Product: adaptor related protein complex 1 subunit gamma 2
Exons: 22
Coding region: 136-2511 (791 amino acids)
Biological process (GO): Golgi to vacuole transport; intracellular protein transport
Cellular component (GO): AP-1 adaptor complex; Golgi apparatus; membrane coat
Molecular function (GO): clathrin-cargo adaptor activity
Source: RefSeq, a predicted model, not a curated record